Molecule: messenger RNA, 2580 nt
Organism: Nothoprocta perdicaria
Lineage: Eukaryota; Metazoa; Chordata; Aves; Tinamiformes; Tinamidae
Gene: ATP6V1C1
Product: ATPase H+ transporting V1 subunit C1
Exons: 13
Coding region: 140-1288 (382 amino acids)
Biological process (GO): proton transmembrane transport
Cellular component (GO): vacuolar proton-transporting V-type ATPase, V1 domain; lysosomal membrane
Molecular function (GO): proton-transporting ATPase activity, rotational mechanism
Source: RefSeq, a predicted model, not a curated record
GACGCGGCGGCGGCGGCAGCGCGGGCCAUGGAGCAGUGACGGUUAGAGCCGUUGGGAGCCGCCUCCCCUCCCCCGCGCGCCGGGCUCGUGUCUUGACUGUAUCUUUGGAAAUAAAAAGCAUCAAGAUACAGACAAAAAAAUGACGGAGUUUUGGCUGAUUUCUGCUCCUGGGGAAAAGACCUGUCAACAGACAUGGGAGAAACUACAUGCAGCAACAACAAAACAUAACAAUCUUUCUACGAAUUCCAAGUUCAAUAUUCCAGACUUAAAGGUUGGCACACUGGAUGUUUUAGUUGGUCUUUCAGAUGAGCUGGCUAAACUGGAUUCGUUUGUGGAAGGCGUUGUCAAGAAGGUGGCCCAGUAUAUGGGUGAUGUUCUAGAAGACAGUAAAGACAAAGUUCAGGAAAAUCUCUUGGCUAAUGGAGUUGACUUGGUCACCUAUGUAACAAGAUUCCAGUGGGAUAUGGCCAAAUAUCCAAUCAAACAAUCUUUGAAGAAUAUUUCAGAAAUUAUUGCGAAGGGAGUAAACCAGAUUGAUAACGACCUGAAAGCCAGAGCCUCCGCUUACAACAACCUCAAAGGCAACCUCCAGAAUCUGGAAAGAAAGAAUGCAGGAAGCUUGCUAACCAGAAGUCUUGCUGAUAUUGUGAAGAAAGAGGACUUUGUACUUGAUUCCGAAUAUUUGGUCACGUUAUUAGUGGUUGUACCAAAGUUAAAUUAUAAUGACUGGGUUAAGCAGUAUGAAACACUAGCAGAGAUGGUYGUACCACGUUCCAGCAAUGUUCUCUUUGAGGAUCAAGACAGUUACCUUUGUAAYGUCACCUUGUUCAGGAAGGCAGUGGAUGACUUCAAGCAUAAAGCCAGAGAAUAUAAAUUUAUGGUCCGUGACUUCCAGUAUAAUGAAGAAGAGAUGAAAGCUGAUAAAGAAGAAAUGAACAGACUGUCGACUGACAAGAAGAAACAAUUUGGGCCUCUGGUUCGGUGGCUGAAAGUUAAUUUCAGUGAAGCUUUCAUUGCAUGGAUUCAUGUAAAAGCAUUACGAGUUUUUGUUGAAUCUGUUCUAAGGUAUGGUUUGCCAGUUAACUUUCAGGCAAUGCUCCUUCAGCCUAAUAAGAAAACAAUGAAGAAACUGAGGGAGGUUUUGUAUGACUUAUACAAGCACCUUGACAGCAGUGCAGCAGCUAUCAUUGAUGCAACUAUGGAUAUUCCAGGCUUAAACCUCAGUCAACAGGAAUACUACCCAUAUGUGUACUACAAGAUUGAUUGCAAUUUGCUGGAAUUCAAGUAAAAAUUCCCCUAACGUGACAAUCCUCUCAGUGUUGAUGUAAACAAACAGAAGUGAGGUUGAAGUACAGUAAAACUUUUAACACUCUACUAAUCCUAUGCUUGCUGCUUCUGUUAGGUGAAUUUUGCCCACUGUGGUCCAUCUCUAGACAUUUUCUUUUUAAGGAAAGUGUAGGUAAUCUGCUUUUAACCAAUUAUGUCUGUAAAUGUAUAUUGAGAGAAUUGAAGUAUUUAUAAACAGAGUCAUUUAUUUAAGGAAAAAGUCAUUCCUCUUUCAUAUGGUGAAGUGUGUUAAUUCCAUUUACCAUUGUUUAUAUAAAAAAUUGUUUACAAAAGAAUAGUGUAAAUGUUCAUGGCCAUUUUGUUCAUUUGAUUUAGUGGAUACAAUUGUGUUAACAUUGUUGAACUGUGAUGUAAAGUAUGUAAAAUGGUAUGAAAUUGUGUUUUCUGAAUGUUUUAAAAUUACGAUCAAAGCACUAUAAUCACAGGAAAAAUAAAAAUACCUGUGCAAAUGUGUCACCAUUUAUUGUGUGAUAUUUAGCUGUGGCUGCACUGUCUAAACCUGAUCAGCUGCUGAACUAUUGAAACCUUGUGCUGUAUCCUGCAUAUGAUGGCACAGAAGUGCACUAGAGUUCAACGCUUACUUGUAAGGUAUUCACAGAACUGGGCAGAAAAUACUCAAGUAUGUGUCAUUGCCUCUCACACCAAUGAACCUGAAUGUGUAUGUUGUGUUUAUCUCCUUCCUGACUCUUCAGAAGUUCGAUAAAUAAUUAUUGGGAAGAGGAAUAGUCUUGACAAACUAGUCCUAUUGGGGAUUUUUUUGAUGUUCUUUGUAGCUCUUGCUCUACAGUGUUGACACCUGGGAGCAAUUCAUGUCUCUGAGCAGUCUAGUGCUAGAGGCCUCCCCUGUUUUGUGCAGCGUCCUUUCUGCGGUGCAGAGCUAGUGAGAGGUUGGUUUGAAAGACUGAAACUUUGCCUAAAUUAAUAUUAAAAAUACUGUAGCUAUUUUUUUAAAGUUAGUUCUUAAUUAGGCCCGUAGUAUAGAAACUUAACAACAUUCUUUAAAAGUAUUUUUGAGUAAUGAUGAGCAUUUCUACAGUUAUCUUGGAUAGGGAGAGUUGAACUUUGGCACGUUCCAUCUUUGAAUCAGAAAGGGCCCUUUCUGAGCACAGAAGUUGUAGCUAGUGCUUGGUGGCUGGAGUUGAGAAAUGGAAUUCUGACGUCUCAGAGAAAAAACAAUGCAAUGCAAAACAGUAGGCCCUGAAAAGCCCUUAAACCAGAACUUGUCUCUCCUCC